Bicyclus anynana (squinting bush brown) is the source of this 5491-nucleotide messenger RNA. RefSeq names its product interferon-inducible double-stranded RNA-dependent protein kinase activator A homolog (gene Loqs). The record is from RefSeq and is a predicted model, not a curated record. Bases 619 to 1761 code for a protein of 380 amino acids. The transcript has 8 exons. Lineage: Eukaryota; Metazoa; Arthropoda; Insecta; Lepidoptera; Nymphalidae.
CAUAUUGCUAGAUCACAUGUCCGGAAUAUUGUUUCAAAUUCAUAGAAUUACUGUUCGAAUAUUCGGAAAUAGUAGGUUAUUAUUUUAAUAUCAUUUUUAAAACAUGUCGAUGCAAUCUAAUAUGAUUAACCAGCAUGUUUCUCAUCAGUAGACCGGUGAAAUCGAUAGCAUUUCCAAUCAAUAUUUGGUAAAAGUAGGUAAUUGAAUUUUGUGUUGCUGGGCCAGUUUUAACUAAAAAUCGGUAUUGUGAAUUCAUAUAACAUGAAUUUAUUAAAUCCUGUAUUGAUAAAGAUUUUAAAGGUUAUGUUUUUAUAAUAUAAAAAAGUAAUGGAAGAGUUGCUUGCCUGCUUCGUCUGGUAUCAAUGUAUAAAAUACUUACCUAUUAGUAAAAGUGCCCAUCUCAGGCUUGUGUAUGUUGUAUAUUAAUUCUUAUAGGAAAGUUUACAGUUCAACUCCAUAUUCCUAAUGUAAUAUUAAAUAUAUUUUUAAAGUUUUGAAUGGAUGUUGCCUCAAAUAAUAUAAGCUUUGUGUCUUGAUUAGUGUAUAACUUAUUGAGUAGCUAGCCUGAAUUAGACCAAAGUCAGUUACUGAACUCUUAAUAAAGUGAAAUCAGUAAAGAUGGACGGUGGAGUGGUGCACCCCCAUCCAGGAGUGGUCCAUGGUGGGGUGCCUGGCGUGGUGCACGGCAUGCCAGUGCAUGGAGCAGGGCCAGACGGAGAGCACCCCCCACAUGGCCCUCGCCGUCGCUACCAGAACCGCCCCAAGCCACCCAACAAUUUAGAGCGCCUGCCGUUGGAUGAAGCUGCUAAGAGGGAAAUGGAGUCACUGCCCAUGAAGACACCUGUGUCGGUGCUCCAAGAGCUGUUGGCCAGGCGUGGCACGGUGCCCAAGUAUGAACUGGUGCAGAUUGAGGGCAUGAUACAUGAGCCUACUUUCCGCUACCGUGUUACUGUCGCUGAUUUAGUUGCAAUGGGUACCGGUAGAUCUAAGAAGGAAGCCAAACACUCUGCUGCCAAAGCUCUGCUGGACAAGCUCACCGGUGCCACUCCUGCUGAUCAGUCCACUAAUGGAACUGUGCCUGAAGCUACUACAGUAGUUUCGUCCUUUGAGGACAAGCUGAUGGGCAACCCGGUGGGCUGGCUGCAGGAGCUGUGCAUGUCGCGCUUCUGGCCGCCGCCGUCCUACCACGCUGAGAACGAUGACAACGUCACUAGGCGUCUGCCCCACGAGCGCCAGUUCACGCUGGUGUGCACUCUGCUAAAGCGGCGCGAGGUGGGCACGGGCAAGUCUAAGAAGCUGGCUAAGCGACAGGCCGCCUACAAGAUGUGGCAGGCAUUGCAGGACAACCCGCCGGAAUCCUUCGUGCCCGAAGAAGAGGGCGGAGUGGCGGCCCGCUACGCUGACCUGAAAGAUAGUAAAAUCUCCACCCUCACCACCAGUCACAGCCACAAGGUGUCGCAGUUCCACAAACACCUCAAACAGUCUGUCGGCCCCAACCUGGCCAAGUUGCAGGUGACUCCGUUGAACAACAAGGAUUUCAAUUUUGUUCAAUUCCUGCAAGAGAUUGCUUCGGAACAGUCUUUCGAGGUGACUUAUGUGGACAUUGAGGAGAAGUCCAUGACGGGCCGCAGCCAGUGCCUGGUGCAGCUGUCCACCCUGCCGGUGGCGGUGUGCUACGGGGCAGGCCUCACCAGCAAGGACGCCCAGGCCUCGGCUGCCCAGAACGCUCUGGAGUAUCUCAAGAUAAUGACAAAGAAGUGAAACACAUCGAAAUCUCGCGACAUCAACCGUGCACUAGUGUCGACCAACGCCACCAAUCGGAAAAAAUAAUGACCACAAACAAUUCAUCCAUUGGUUGACUUGUAGCUUCAGACUGCAUGUUGAUUCCAGCACUUGAUGUUCAACUUACUGUAGUGUAUAUAGUUUUGCAAUGAAAAUUGAAUUUAUUAUGUAUUUAUGUUACAAUCAAUCGCAGUACCGAAUAAGGUAUAUAUAUAUAUAUAUUUUUUAACAAUGAAAUAAUUUAAAAUGUAUUACACAUUUAAACAAAAUGUGUCAUUAUCUAUUUGUUUACAAUAGAUAAUUGAAUUAUUUUUUUUUGAUUAUUGAAGUUCAGUUUUAAGUUGCACAUUAUAUUAUCCGCCCACUUUAACAUACUGAUGUCAUAUUGUAUUAUAAAUGACACCAGUAUAUUGAAGUGGGCGGAUAAUUGUGCCUCUGAGUAUAUAUGAACUCUUGCAGUCUGAGUCUAGAAGUGUGGCACUGGUCCGUAGUGGGUGUCGCCGGGUCUCGAGUCUGUACUAAUCUUUAUCACCGCUGUCCAUCUGAACGGCAAACAUAUUGCCCAUGCUGCAGCACUUCGGGCUAUGCUGUCUAUCUGGCAUAUUUGCAGUGCGCUGAUUUUUAAUUAUUAAUCGUUUUACUAACAAUGGUAGGUUCUCUCAUGUAAGCGUUGUAUGUUCUGAAGUCAGUGAUACCUUUCAGUCGGUAUUGGUUGACAAGUUCAGGUCAGUUUGCUACGGUGUAUACAAUCUUCAACGUUCGUACUCUUAAACUGCAUUCAAGUUUGACCAAUCAUAGAGCACAUCUGCUUAUAGUUAUUUUCCUGAUCGCAGAUAAAACCAGAAUAGUAAAGUUUGACCAAUACUAUAUGAGUAUAGAGUUUAGAAUUUUAAAUUUUUAGUGUAAUAUGUGUGACCAAUAUUACAAUAUAACACACAGAAAAUUUAUAGAACCCGCAUCGACUUUCUAUAAUGUAACUGUAACUUUAACUUAAUAGCAGCGCUUAACCAUCUGUUUGAUGAGUGCUGGUCUAAAGUUGACUGUGACCUCGAAUGUCUAAACGCUCUUGUAUUACUUUAUUAACUUAACGCUUUUUAGUGUUAAGUUAAUAAAUUAAUACGGGAGCCAGUAACAGAUAUAUACGACCAAGUUCCUCUCAAGCAGUAAUUAGUAAGAUAGAUCAGAAAAUAGUACCACAAUAGUACUCGUGAACGUCAGCUAGGACUCUGCGGACCCCCCACCUUAUCGCAUUUGACGGUCAUAAGGCAUUAUGAUUCUAUUCUCUGAUAUGUCCACCAGUUAUAUUUCGAGAAGACGGCCUCCGUGGCGCAGUGGUAUGCGCGGUGGACUUAUAAGACGGAGGUCCUGAGUCCGAUCCCUGGCUGGGCCGAUUGAGGUUUUCUUAAUUGGUCCAGGUCUGACUGGUGGGAGGCUUCGGCCGUGGCUAGUUACCACCCUACCGUCAAAGACGGCAUUGUACCGGAACGCUAAAUCGCUGGCGGUACGCCAAGCGAUUUAGAUGUGUAGAAACCGAAAGGAGUGUGGAUUUUCAUCCUCCUAACAAGUUAGGCCGCUUCCAUCAUGAUAUUAACGUAAUAUGCACAAUUUGUUCAGUAAUUUGGUAGUCUUGAAAGCUUUUCGGGAGUUUAGAAAAAUGUGAUUUCAUCAAACUAAAUAGGGUAGGGAAUAUUCUCUAGUUUAUUCUUUAUUUAAACAAAGUCUGGUUAUAGUUACACAAUAUUUUUUUUCAAAUGAAAUGUACAAAAAAAAUAUUUUUUACCAAAUUUACAUAAAUGAUUAGGCUGCUACCUCCUAUUACAAGACGUGCAAUUCUGAAGUAUCAUAAUAAUUAUUUAAACUAAAUGAAGUAAUUUAUAACCCCCAGAACGGCUGGACCGUUGACCUGGCUGGAUUUUUUAAAUCUUUAAUUUUUUGGAUUUGUCUUUGCCCCAAAUGUAUAACUGUGUAGGUAUUUAACAUAUGAAAAAUUCAAGAUGAAAAUAUUAUGAAUAUUAAUAAUGUCCUCAUAUAUUUUUCACUGCAUAGAGAUUCCAUCAAAUGAACGUUCUAGACAGGAUGUAUGGCGGCGGGUCCGUCAGUUGUACAACUGAAACAUAUGUUGUGUAUAAAUUAUUUAUUAUAAUUUAUAUAAUUACGAGGGUAUAAAUUAUUUAUACCCUCGUGUGAUACGGUUUUUAUUGUCUUUUACAAUACUCGUCAGCUAUAAUUGAAGUUAAUUAUGAGAGUUGGUGUUAGAUAUUCAUUUAUUUGUUGAGAAUUUAGAAUGGGGUAUUCGUAUAAAAGUAAACCGUGAUGUCAACUGGUGCAAAGCAAUCGACACAUUCAUUUGAACUGAAAAAGGUCAAUUGAAAACAAAUGUAUAAUAAUAUUUGUUGCUUUUCCUAAUUAUCUUGUAAUACAGAUAAUUAAAUAUUUAAUUAUUAAAUAUUUAACUUUUUAUUAAAUAUUUAAUUAUCUGUAUAUAUAUGCCAAGAGAAGAAUGAAUUGAAUUCAGCACAUGUACAUAGUGUAUUAAACUGCCAAUGUGCGAGAGUAAACAGCAUAGCCCGUAAACAUAAAAGAAACAAAGUAUGGAGUGGUCAUAUUACAAAUACAAGCUAUACUUUGCAUAGAAUUAGUGUAAUUUUCCCAGCGUGGAAAUUACUCAAUAAAUAAAAAAAAAUAAAGAAAAACAAAAAAAAAAUAAAAAGAAUUGUAAAAAAAACAAAAAAAAGUGUGGACUAUAAAUUUCCAGUUUAAUAUUCAGCAUUAUUUUAGGCAUGUUUUUGCAUUUAUAUUAAAUAAAAAAAUGAAAUCAUACUUACCCAAAAUGUUAGCUUUUAAUGUAUUAUAAUAAUUAUGAAGUACUUCGAAGGUUAGUAGCCAUCAUGGUGUUUUAGUUGACGUCACUAUAGAUUUAUUUGAUUUUUUUUUCUUUGUCCGGUGUGUUAAGGAUUUUUCUAACAUGCUGAGCAUUAAACGGAAAAAUAUUCUCAGCUGGUACAGUCUUGUUGACGAACUGCCGACCUUUGCUUUGUAGUUCUGCCGCUCGGUACAAAGUGCAAGGGUUGGAACUCGCAGGCGACGCCGCUCGCCGGUUCACUUUAUUUACAUUUCACCAGUGAUCGUAUAGGUUUUCUUUUUAAAACAAUGUUGGAAAACUUUGCAGGGAAGCUGAGAACUAGGUGUUAGAGUGAGUUGUCUCACUGGAAUUAACGGAUGCGAAGUUAGGAUCCCUUGCCUGUGAAAAUGGGCAUUAUUUUAAUGCAAAGUAUAGAGGUUGUAACAAUUCUACCGUACAGCGCCGUCGUCGCUCGCCCGCUCGCAGCGAGUCGACGAGGGCUCUGCACUCGCAUAGUUUCUUUUAAAUUGAAUGGUGUGAGUUCGCCCUUACAUAACAUCGCACUGUUCAACUUAGAAAAGACUUAUUUGGAGUAAAGGAAUGGAGUUCUGUUCAACCAAGACCAACUAAAUAAAAUUAUAAUGUCCGACCAUCGAGGCAUCGAAGUUCACUUGUUAUAUUUUUAUGUUUAGUCAGUCUUGGUUUUACUUUAAAUGUAAUUAACGUAUACCUAGAUUAUUGUCACUAGUAAAAAACUUAACAUGUUUCUCUCGCUUAACUAUGUAGUUAUUAUAUCAUGAAAAGAUGUAUUUUCGUUUUGCUAUGCAUUAUUCUGCUCUUAACAAUAAAGUUUGGUGUUGCUUCAAA